Molecule: messenger RNA, 1041 nt
Organism: Elaeis guineensis (African oil palm)
Lineage: Eukaryota; Viridiplantae; Streptophyta; Magnoliopsida; Arecales; Arecaceae
Source: RefSeq, a predicted model, not a curated record
GGUAUAUAUGGUUAUCCUAUAGAAAUCCAAGCUCUUUUCUUUAUGGCAUUGAGGUGUGCUCUUUUAAUGCAUAAACAUGAUGCAGAAGGGAAGGAGUUUAUAGAGCGGAUAGUGAAACGUUUGCAUGCUUUAAGUUAUCACAUGAGAAGCUACUUUUGGCUUGACUUCCAGCAGCUAAAUGACAUCUACCGCUAUAAAACAGAGGAGUAUUCUCACACAGCAGUAAACAAAUUUAAUGUUAUUCCUGAUUCCAUUCCUGAUUGGGUUUUUGAUUUUAUGCCUAUCCGUGGUGGUUACUUUAUUGGAAACGUCAGUCCUGCAAGAAUGGACUUCCGAUGGUUUGCAUUAGGUAACUGUGUUGCCAUUCUAUCAUCUGUUGCCACCCGUGAGCAGUCUGUGGCCAUAAUGGACCUCAUUGAAGCACGCUGGGAAGAACUAGUUGGAGAAAUGCCUCUGAAGAUAGCUUAUCCUGCCCUUGAGAGCCAUGAAUGGCGGAUUAUCACGGGUUGCGACCCCAAGAACACCCGAUGGAGUUACCACAAUGGAGGAUCUUGGCCAGUGCUUCUGUGGCUGCUCACUGCAGCCUGUAUCAAGACAGGUCGACCACAGAUUGCCAGACGAGCAAUAGAGCUUGCAGAGAACCGGCUGUUGAAAGACUGCUGGCCAGAAUAUUAUGAUGGCAAGCUCGGAAGGUAUAUUGGCAAACAGGCCAGAAAAUUCCAGACAUGGUCCAUUGCAGGUUAUUUGGUUGCUAAGAUGAUGCUGGAAGACCCCUCCCAUCUUGGUAUGAUCUCUCUUGAAGAGGACAAGGCAAUGAAGCCACUGAUAAAGAGAUCUGUCUCGUGGACCUCCUGAUGAGAACCUCCAUAGAAAAAAUUUCCCACAUUUUUUGUGGUAGUUUCAUCAAUUUUCUUAUCUUUUUCUGCCCUCCAAAUGGCUUGGGUCUGUACAAUUUAGUCAAUCAUCAACAUUCAAAUAAAGGCAAGUUUUGUUUAUGCAAACAAUUGGAUCAUUUUGUAGCAAAAAAGAAACUCUUAUUUA